Messenger RNA from [Torrubiella] hemipterigena, 1857 nucleotides. Lineage: Eukaryota; Fungi; Ascomycota; Sordariomycetes; Hypocreales; Clavicipitaceae. The record is from the annotation of a GenBank genome assembly.
AUCACAACCACACAACACCACAAUGGGAAAGGGAACGGAUAAACUCUAUAUUACGCAUUCCGAGUGGGCCUCGGCGGGCGCGUACUCUGCGAGCGGUGGCGCCUCGAUCAAUGGCCAAUCCGUUCCAUUUCGCAAGCUUCCCUACAACUUCUGCGCCGCGUCGCUCCAGCCGUUUAAGAACCCAGUGUGCACGCCAGACGGAACAAUAUUCGAUGUCGAAGUCAUUGGCGCGUGGCUGGAGAAGCACCCGAACCAGAACCCCGUCAACGGCGAGCCGCUAGCGAAGAAGGACCUGAUCAAGCUAAACUUUGCGCGCAACUCCGAGUCGACGGGCGAAAUCGGAGCGACCGAUGGAAAAGGCGACCUCAUCGACCCUGUUACCUAUAAAGUAUUUACCGAUAACACGCAUAUUGUCGCAGUCCGCCAUGGCUCCUACGCCAACGUCUUUUCGUGGGAUACGGUCGAGCGCAUGAACAUCAAGGCCAAGAUGUGGCAAGACUUGAUGGACGACGAGCCAUUCACAAGAGCCGAUAUUAUAACACUGCAAGAUCCGAAAAAUGCAGCUAGCAGGAACCUCGACCAGUUCAAAUACCUGCAAGAGGGCAAAUCAGCGCAGCUCACCAAGGAAGCGGAAGAGGAGCGCAAUGCAAGCAACAUCAACGCCGCCUCGCUUGGCUCAAUGGGCGAAAAAGUCCUCAAGGCCAAAGCAGCCGUCGAAAAGGCCCGCAAGGCCCGCGAAGCCGGCGCCGAUAUCAACCGCAGCUCAGGCGCGCUCACGAAAUCCUCGGCGCCGAGCGCACCUGUAGCACCCCUCAUCCGCGAGAAGAAGACGGCCGCCAACGCCGCUGCAUACACAACAGGCAGAGCUGCUGCGAGUUUCACAUCCACAGGUCUGACUCCCGAAACAAGCGGCGAGCGCGCGCUUCUUACAGACGAAGAGUUUAUGCUCAAGCCCAAGCGCAUCAAGAACAAGGGCUACGCGCGCCUGGAGACCAACCUCGGCGACUUGACGCUCGAGUUACACACCGAUACGGCGCCGAAGGCAGUAUGGAACUUUAUCCGCCUCGCCCAAAAGGGAUACUACAGAGGUGUAGCGUUCCACCGCAACAUCCCCGGCUUUAUGAUCCAGGGCGGCGACCCGUCAGGCACGGGUAAAGGCGGCCAGAGUAUUUGGGGUAAAGCAUUUGACGACGAAUUUGAGGGCGGACAGACACACACAGCGCGGGGCGUCGUGUCCAUGGCCAACAAGGGCAAGAACACAAACUCGUCUCAGUUCUUCAUUACGUACAAGGCAGCACCGCACCUUGACCACAAGCAUACCGUGUUUGGCAAGCUUAUUGACGGCCUGCCUGUGCUGACGAAGAUGGAGGAUGUGCCGACGGACGGGUCCAACCGGCCGCUGAAUAAGAUUGUGAUCAAGGACGUGGUCGUCUUUGUCGACCCGUUUGAGGAAUUCCAGGCGGCGAAGAAGGAGACGGAGCGUCUGGAGAAGGAGAGGGAGGAGAUUGUGCGGAUGGGCGGCACAGAGGCCGAUAGAACGACUUGGACGGGUAAACGGAUCAGAGGAGAUGGAUCGGUUGAGUUGGGAGGAGGUGUUGGUAAGUAUCUUGAGCAGGCAAUGAGCAAGGCGGCGAAUAAGUAUGGCAAGGCUGGUGGUUUGGAGGAGCAUGAGGAGGCACCGCGGAAGAAGAUGAAGGGAACAGGAGGGUUUGGCAAUUUCGACGGUUGGUAGACAUAAUGUAAAAAGAUAACUGGAUACAAAUCGGAAUUUAAAACUUGUGUAUUUAUUAGCUACUAGAUAGAAUUCUAUGCUACAGUGGGUAAGCAAAAGUUACAAGUAAACUGGUUUAUCGUCAA